UCGGGCCAGCCCAGUUGAGUUCUGACUUCGUAGUGGAAAGGUAUGGCCAAAAUGCUUAGCCGCUCCCUAAUCCCGUUGGUUCUACUGGCACCUGCCGUUUUGGCCUACUUCGAGGGCUGUGAUAACACCUACACCCUGAGUCCGGGAACCACCUACCUUGAGUCGCCCUACUAUCCCAGCAACUAUCCCGCCGGAACAUCCUGUCGGUACAAGUUCACCGCUCCCUUGGACUAUUACAUCCAAGUGCAAUGUACUGUUGCACUGCCAUCGAGUAAUGGUCAGUGUACCACGGAUAACUUUUGGCUCGACCCGGAGGGCGAUCUUCAGAUGCGUGGCGCUGAAAACUUCUGUGGCUCUGGAACCUUUUCGCGGGACUCUCUCUUCAGGGAAGUGGUCUUCGCCUACAUUUCCACCGGCACCAAGGGGGGAAACUUCAAGUGCACCUUGACCACCACCAAACAGAGCUGCAACUGCGGCUGGUCGGCCACUGCGCGAAUUGCCAAUGGCCAGAAUGCGGCGGCCAACGAAUAUCCCAGCUACGCGGCCCUCAAGGAUGUCACCUCGAAGACAGCAUCCUUCUGCGGGGGAACCAUAGUGGCUCAUCGUUAUAUUGUGACUGCAGCCCAUUGUAUCUAUAUGGUCAACAAGGCUACAGAUGUGGUAGCUAUUGUAGGAACCAAUAACUUGGUAAACCCUUCCAGGUACUACCAGCAAUAUAGUAUAGUACAGAUGAUACCCCACGAGCAAUACGUAAGCGAUCCAAACGUAAACAAUGAUAUAGCGGUUUUGAUAACAGCAGGUAAUAUUCAAUGGUCCCGUGGCGUAGGUCCCAUUUGUCUGCCUCCUGUGGGAACCACCUCACCAUUUACCUACGAUGUCGUCGAUGUGAUCGGCUUUGGAACUAUCUACUUUGCUGGACCCACAUCCUCAAGUCUGCAAAAGAUCAACCUGAAUGUGGUCUCCAACCAGGACUGCCAGACAGAAUACAAUAAUGUCGCCACGAUAUAUGCCGGGCAAAUGUGCACAUUUGAUUAUUCUGGCACAGGUCGGGACUCCUGUCAGUUCGAUUCCGGUGGUCCAGUUAUCCUGCGAAAAUCCAAGCAGUUUUUGGUCGGAAUAAUCAGUUUUGGAAAGAGCUGUGCGGCAUCGAGUUAUCCGAUGGGUGUAAAUACCAGAGUAACAUCGUACAUAAGUUGGAUACGCCAAAAGAUUGGAAAUUCGAACUGUGUGGUCAGCUUGUAAUGGAAAUAAAAUGAAUGGACAACUACUGAA
This is a messenger RNA of Drosophila subpulchrella, 1272 nucleotides long. RefSeq names its product venom serine protease. NCBI's taxonomy places the organism in Eukaryota, Metazoa, Arthropoda, Insecta, Diptera, Drosophilidae. Gene Ontology annotation, molecular function: serine-type endopeptidase activity. Gene Ontology annotation, biological process: proteolysis. The record is from RefSeq and is a predicted model, not a curated record. The transcript is spliced from 5 exons. The coding region runs from base 43 to 1242 and encodes 399 amino acids.